AAAUCCCAUUAAUAUUUCUCCAUUUUCUUCUCGUAUUUCCGUUUUGGACCAUUAUUAGGACCAGAAUUCAGAAAGAGCGCAUUCGCAGUUUCGCACCAAGUCCAACAUUACUUUUCUACCCUCCAAAGCAAACCUCUUCAAUCUCGCUCUCAUUCUCUGCGAAUUCUAGGGUUAGGGCCUAGCCUCGGAUUCCUUGCGAUGGCUGUCUCCACCACAAGCUUUGCGGCUGCCAAAUUGGAGGCUCCGUUGCUGAAAGCUUCGCCAUCGUCCAGGGCCUCCUCGCCUGCUUCUCAGCUUCCGAUUCUUCUGAAACCCAUUCGGAGCAGGAAGACCCUGAUUCAGAGAGGAGUCAGGUGCGAGGUUGCAGCCUCCGAUGCUUUGGUUCAGACCGAGAAGCUUUCCGCUCUUGAACAGCUCAAGGCAUCCGCAGCUGACAGAUAUACAAAAGAGAGGAGUAGCAUUGUGGUUAUUGGACUUAGUGUUCACACUACCCCCGUUGAGAUGCGUGAAAAGCUUGCCAUUCCAGAAGCAGAGUGGCCUCGAGCCAUUGGGGAGCUGUGUGGUUUAAAUCAUAUAGAAGAAGCUGCUGUUCUCAGCACCUGCAAUAGAAUGGAGAUUUAUGUUGUGGCUCUUUCACAGCAUCGUGGUGUCAAAGAAGUGACUGAAUGGAUGUCAAAGACAAGUGGGAUCCCAGUUUCAGAACUUUGUCAACAUCGGUUUCUGCUUUAUAACAAAGAUGCUACGCAGCAUAUUUUUGAAGUUUCAGCAGGUCUCGACUCUCUUGUCCUUGGGGAAGGCCAAAUUCUUGCUCAGGUUAAACAGGUUGUCAAAGUUGGGCAAGGAGUUGUUGGCUUUGGGAGGAAUAUUAGUGGGCUGUUCAAGCACGCGAUAACUGUGGGAAAGCGUGUUAGGACUGAGACUAACAUUGCUGCUGGGGCAGUUUCUGUUAGCUCUGCAGCUGUUGAACUGGCCUUAAUGAAGCUCCCUGAAUCCUCACAUGCUUCAGCAAAAAUGUUGGUUAUUGGAGCAGGCAAGAUGGGGAAGCUUGUGAUCAAGCACUUGGCAGCAAAAGGUUGCUCAAAGGUGGUGGUUGUAAAUAGAACCGAGGAGAGAGUUGCAGCCAUCCGUGAAGAGUUGGCGAAUGUUGAGAUAACAUACAAGCCGCUCACAGAAAUGCUAACUUGCGCUGGUGAAGCAGAUGUUGUGUUUACCAGCACUGCAUCAGAAAACCCAUUAUUUUUGAAAGAGCAUGUUGAGGGCCUGCCCCCUGUUGGCUUAGAAGUUGGGGGCUCAAGGCUCUUCAUCGAUAUCUCAGUUCCGCGGAAUGUAGGCUCGUGCGUAGCAGAUAUUGAAGCUGUGCGAGUUUACAAUGUUGAUGACCUUAAGGAGGUUGUGGCUGCCAAUAAAGAGGAUCGUCUUCGGAAAGCAAUGGAAGCACAAGCAAUUAUUGCUGAGGAAUCAAAACAAUUUGAAGCAUGGAGGGAUUCAUUGGAGACAGUUCCUACCAUCAAGAAAUUGAGGGCUUAUGCUGAAAGAAUCAGAGUUGCGGAGCUAGAAAAAUGCUUGUCCAAGAUGGGUGAUGAUAUACCAAAGAAAACAAGGAAAGCUGUGGAGGAUCUUAGCCGAGGAAUAGUGAACAAGCUCCUUCAUGGUCCGAUGCAGCACCUGAGAUGUGAUGGGAGUGACAGCCGGACCCUGAGCGAGACCCUUGAGAAUAUGCAUGCUCUUAAUAGAAUGUUUAGCCUCGAGACAGAGAUAUCUGUGUUAGAACAGAAGCUUCGAGCUAAGGUAGAAAGCCAGAAGUAAGAUCCUUUAUCAAAUUUGAUUCAGGACACAUCUUUUACUUCCUCAAAUUUGAAUAAGGGGAAAAUCUCCUCAUACUGUCAUUUCAUUAGAGUGUUGGCACUGUUGUAACCUCCAAUUGGGUAAGAUAAACAGUGUCUGUUGCUGUUGGCUGACCUCUGAAUUCAUUCAUCAGCAUAAGGCAAUGUCUCAGCCUCUUCUUUAGAGGCCAUUCGGCUUUUAGGAUACAAAUUGAGGGAUUAUGAAGUGAGCUUAAUCCAUGUAACGAUUGUUCUCCUUAGAGUUUAUGGUCUGUAUCCGAAAUUCAGUUAAUCCUUGUAAUUAAUAUGUUGAUUAUUUUAAUAUGGAUACGAGCUUGUAAUUGAUGUA
Molecule: messenger RNA, 2172 nt
Organism: Carya illinoinensis
Lineage: Eukaryota; Viridiplantae; Streptophyta; Magnoliopsida; Fagales; Juglandaceae
Product: glutamyl-tRNA reductase 1, chloroplastic-like
Exons: 3
Coding region: 199-1806 (535 amino acids)
Biological process (GO): tetrapyrrole biosynthetic process
Molecular function (GO): NADP binding; glutamyl-tRNA reductase (NADP+) activity
Source: RefSeq, a predicted model, not a curated record